Colletotrichum destructivum is the source of this 1564-nucleotide messenger RNA. Its product is annotated as Putative transaldolase/Fructose-6-phosphate aldolase, aldolase-type TIM barrel. Gene Ontology annotation, molecular function: transaldolase activity. Gene Ontology annotation, biological process: pentose-phosphate shunt, non-oxidative branch; carbohydrate metabolic process. The transcript has 5 exons. The coding region runs from base 246 to 1262 and encodes 338 amino acids. The record is from RefSeq and is a predicted model, not a curated record. Gene Ontology annotation, cellular component: intracellular anatomical structure. NCBI's taxonomy places the organism in Eukaryota, Fungi, Ascomycota, Sordariomycetes, Glomerellales, Glomerellaceae.
AGUGUCUUUCCCUACCUUACCUACGUUACCUAAGUAGGUAUGUAGGUAAAUAGGUAACAUUUGGCUCCCGCCUCCUGUUUUCGCAACCCGCAGUAGUGGCUACAUCCUCUUCAUCUUCCAUCUGAUCCAGACUGCCUCGUAUCUGAUUGUAUUGUUUCCUUCCAGCAAGGAAUCGAUUUCGCUUCCCGUGAACCCGCUUCCUUCUCCUGCCCCGAGGAGAACAAUCACCCCGGAAUCCGCACACCAUGACUUCGCAAGACGGCUCCCUCUUGGAUGUGCUGAGGUCCGUAAGCCAAGUUGACUGUGACACUCUUGACGUUGAUGUCGCUGCGGAGCUGGGUCCCUUCAGAGACCACACGUCCAACCAAGCAAUUGCAUACAAUGAGCUCACUAAGACCACCCCAGACGGCAAGCUGCAUCACGAGAAGCUCAUCCGAGACUCCGUAGAGGACGCCCAUGGCUGGGCUCACGCCGCAUGGCCAGACAUUGACCCCAUUCUCCUGGCAGUCGACAUCAUGAUGGUCCGGCUGUCCCUUCAAUUCAUCCCGUAUUUGACGGGCUACUUUCACAUUCAGACCAACACCCAGUGGUCGUACUCAGUUGAAAAGACCUGCAAGAACGCCGAGAGGAUUGUCGACAUAUUCAAGAAGCUGGAGCCCAACUUAGACACCGCAAGAAUUUGCAUCAAAAUCCCCGCGAGCUGGGAGGGAAUCUCCGCCUGCCGCGUCCUUGAGAAGAAAGGCAUCCACACCCUUGCAACAACAAUGUUCUGUAUGGAGCAAGCUGCAUUGGCUGCCGAUGCCGGAUGUACCUACAUUGCCCCGUACGUCAACGAGCUCAAGGUUCAUUUUGUCCCUGGAUACGUGGACGACCACAAGGCCUUUGAUUUCUGCAGGCAGGCGCAACUUUACUACGCCGAGACGAAGGCCAAGACGCAGGUACUCGCUGCCAGUCUGACAUCCGUUGCCGAGGUGAUGCAGCUGGCUGGCAUCCAGCAUGUCACCGUAUCGCCGCCUCUUCUUCGGGCUCUCGCUGCACGGUCGGCGUCGAGUUGGACGGAGCAAGUCGGCGAGUAUUUUGCGGCCGGCCCGGACCAACCCUGGGCCAAGGACUUCGAGGCAGCUCUCAAGGAUGAAAGUCAGUGGCGCAUUGCCUUCACUCGAAGCGGGAACGGAAAGUAUGAGGAGAAGCUCAUCCAGGCCAUCAAUAUCUUUUCGGACAAGCAGGAUGCCCUCGAAGAGCUCGCGCACCGCUUCGUUUAAGUGGGCGAAUGCCUUUUAUUUUGUGCCCAUGCACAUAUUGAAUUCGAACAUAUAUCUUCUUGGCUCAAAGUGUCCCUUGUCUUUGGACCAAUCUUACUUACCGUACCAGCCUCACUAAGCUUGUAUGAACCAUGAUGUCGAGGAGCCCACUACUGACUUACCUUGUCUUCCAUGACGUUGCCAGACACAUUCUGAACGGAUGAAAAUGCGAUCGCGUGAUAAGAGGAGGUGCUGAGAGGCGCAUCGGAUGAGUUCAAACCACAACGACGACAGAAAUAACUACAUCUCACCCGCUCUACAAC